AUGAACAAGGAAAUUUUAUCUGUUCAACAUGAUUAUGCGUCCUUACAUCAGAAGAUCGAUAUCAUAUGUGAUGCUGUUACUAAAUUUGUCAAGAUGUAUGAAGGUUUGAGUCCACAAAUUUCUCAAAUCUCCAGGUCUGAAACUGAAAAUUUUAAAGGAGUGAUGAAGCUGUUGAAAGAGUUGAAGGAGAUAUCCACAAAACCAGUUUCGUCUCCAUUGAUCACUACUGAAUUUUUGUCACAAAAAUUUGUACAGUUCGAAGCUAUUCUAAACAAGCAACUUACUCCACUCUUUUGCAUAUCUAGUCUUCUUCCCGUAACGACUGCCCCUCCUGUUUUCACAGGGGUGCAAAGGGGAGAAAGGAAGUCCACAGAAGAAGAAGCGAAAGUUGUGGGAAAGAGGUGGUGGGAAUGGAGAAGGGUGGCUGUAGAGGUGGUUGUCAAGGUGGGUGAAGAAGAUGAGGGAUCUUUCCCAAUCAGCACUUUAUCAGUCAGAAAUAAUCAAACGGGGCCUUAUAUUGAGUUAAAGAAGUUUGCAGAUGGAGAAAUAUGUUUAAAGCCAUCUGGAAUUGUUUUUGCUGGGAAGGAUAAAGCUGGAAAAGUAAAGAGAUUUUUGUUUCAAGCCAGCGAAGUGGAGACAUAUUCAACAUCUCAAUAUGCGAACUUAAGUGUUCGUAUGAACCACUAUAAAAAGAAUAAUGAAGGCGAUAAGAAGGAAAUGAAGAAGAUUAUUUCUUGGUACACUGAAGUUCGAAGAGUUUUGCUUUACUCCAUCACUCUACUUACAAACUGA
This is a messenger RNA of Lactuca saligna, 792 nucleotides long. The record is from the annotation of a GenBank genome assembly. NCBI's taxonomy places the organism in Eukaryota, Viridiplantae, Streptophyta, Magnoliopsida, Asterales, Asteraceae.